AUGAACGGUAUCCGUCAGGUCCAGGCGCUCAACAAGCGCGAACUCGAAAAUGCCAUACCCCCUGAAGCCUCAUGGCACGCAGACUACCGGGAUACAGCUUAUAUCUACAUUGGUGGUCUCCCUUUUGACCUCUCCGAGGGUGACGUAGUAACAAUCUUUUCGCAAUUUGGAGAGCCAGUCCAUGUGAACCUUGUACGCGACAAAGAGACAGGAAAGAGUCGAGGAUUUGCAUUUCUGAAAUACGAGGACCAGCGCAGUACCGAUCUAGCUGUCGAUAAUCUGGGCGGAGCGACCGUUCUAGGAAGAUUACUUCGGGUGGAUCAUGUGAGAUACAAGAAACGCGAUGAUGAGGAAGAGGGAGAUAAUGUUGCACGAUUGAUGGGGGAUACCGAUGCUAAAGACGGGGAGGAUAGCAGACGGAAGAAGAGAAGGACCAGCGAGGACGAACCCCACAGGCGGCCUCUUCUGCAAGAGGAAAUCGAACUUCAGAAACUCAUGCAAGAGCACGACGAGGAGGAUCCGAUGAAGGAAUUUCUCAUUGAGGAGAAAAAGGAAGAGGUCUCUCGAGCUUUGGUGAAGGCGCGAAGCAGCGAGAAGCGAUCAUCUCGAAGACGAGAUGACAGCCGGGAGAGAUCAAGUCGUCAUCACCGUCAUCACCGUCGCCGGGACGAGGGAAGAUCUGACUCCAAAGAAAGACGCCAUCGGGACCGUCGCUCACCAUCGAGGGAAAGACGCUCUUACAGAGACAGCUCGCCGUCAAGGAAAGAAAAGUCUCGUAGGGAUAGAUCGCCGAGGUCAAGAUCCCCCGACUCACGACACCGAGAUAGACGCGAACGGCGCCGAUGA
Aspergillus wentii DTO 134E9 is the source of this 846-nucleotide messenger RNA. RefSeq lists its product as uncharacterized. Lineage: Eukaryota; Fungi; Ascomycota; Eurotiomycetes; Eurotiales; Aspergillaceae. The coding region runs from base 1 to 846 and encodes 281 amino acids. Gene Ontology annotation, cellular component: U2 snRNP; catalytic step 2 spliceosome; precatalytic spliceosome. Gene Ontology annotation, molecular function: RNA binding. The record is from RefSeq and is a predicted model, not a curated record. The transcript has 2 exons. Gene Ontology annotation, biological process: mRNA splicing, via spliceosome.